CGCUCAGCUGACUGCUGGAGGAGGAAGAGGAAAACGAUGGAAGGAAACAGAGACGAGGCAGAAAAAUGUAUCAAAAUAGCCACGAAAGCCCUCGAAGCUGGAGAUAAAGAAAAGGCUGUCAGGUUUCUCAACAAAGCAGAGAAGCUGUAUCCCACUGACAAAGCUAAAGCUUUUUUGGAUGCACUGACAAAGAAUGGAAGCUCAGCAGGUAACGGCGCAUAUCGCAGGAGACCAGCAGAACACUCUGAAAAUAAUAACGGUGCCCAGCCAGAGGGGGAAAGUUGCAAACCUGAAGGAGGUGAUUCGUCUAAAAGUUUCACCAAAGACCAGGUUGAAGGUGUUAAAAGAAUAAAACGGUGUAAGGACUAUUAUGAAGUACUUGGUGUCAACAAAGAAGCCAAUGAUGAUGAGCUGAAAAAAGCAUACAGGAAACUAGCGCUGAAGUUCCACCCAGACAAAAACCACGCACCUGGAGCAACGGAGGCCUUUAAAAAGAUUGGCAAUGCUUAUGCAGUUCUUAGCAACCCAGACAAAAGACGACAGUAUGACGUGACAGGCGGGGAGGAGCCGAGCAGCCCAAGUCAGUCACAAGGGGCAGGCUUCGACUUCCACAGGGGCUUCGAGGCGGACAUAACUCCUGAGGACCUCUUCAACAUGUUCUUUGGAGGCGGCUUCCCUUCCUCAAGUGCACACACUUUCACCAACAGUCGAAGCUACAGCCAUCAGACGGAUCACCGACAGGAGCGGACUGAAGAAAGGGGAGAUGGUGGCUUUUCAAUGUUUAUCCAACUGAUGCCCAUCGUGGUCCUAAUUUUGCUGUCAAUCCUGAGCCAGAUGAUGGUGUCCCCUCCACCCUACAGCCUCUAUUCUAGACCGUCCACGGGCCAGACCGUAAAAAGACAGACUGAAAACCUGCAUGUUGACUACUAUGUCACCAGAGAUUUCAAGUCUGAGUUUAAGGGCGCAGCUCUGCAACAAAUUGAGAAAAGUGUAGAGGAGGACUAUGUAACUAAUGUUAGAAAUAACUGUUGGAAAGACAGACAGACAAAAACAGAACUGCUUUAUGCUGCAAAAGUCUACAGGGAUGACCGAAUGCGUAAGAAGGCAGAACUCAUGACCAUGGAUAGCUGCAAAGAGCUGGACAGACUAAAUGACCUAUUCAGAGGCGGAUGAGUUGGGUUCUUUUAGAAAAUGUAAAUAUAUAUGAUAGAUAUGUAUGUCCAUGUCUUUUUUUUUUUUUCCUUUUUUUUUUUUUUUUUUUUUUUAAGAGAGUCUUUACUCUAGGAGCAAAAACUUACUUAAAUAGUUUAGCUCUAAUGUUAAAAUGACCCAACUCCCUGUAUUCCUUUCCGCCAACUUCUCUUCUUCCUCACUCCAGCCUGACCCCGGGAGACCCCAGGAAUCGCCUUGUUACGUCAUAAUGAACCCAGUCUACACACUGUUGAAAGUUAUAGACUUUUUUUCUUUCUUUUUUUUUUAACUUUGUUUUUCAAUCAACGGGAAGGACCAGGACACUUGAUUGUAAAGGCAUGUGCUUUUAGUAGCAAGAACCUGACAGGGAUUCUGUACAUGCAGAAAUACCUUCUGAACAAGCAGAGGUGACAGCUUUUGGCAGCAUCUGCUCGUCAUAAACAGAAAAUCAGAGACAUUAUAGAUUCAAUUGGAGGUGUUGUCCUUCAGCCAAAUCCAUAUAGUAAAUAAAACUAAAUAUGGAAAUCAAAGAGAACUUGUUAAGCUUCCUGUUCACAUUGUGUGGAUGAAGAAUAAUGCAUCAUAGUGAUUUUGCUACCUAAAAACAUUUAGUUUUCCAGCACAAAAUGUGAAGCUGGUUGGGACUAAACAUGAAAGGACAGUGAAACUAUUGUUCAUAACUAGUUGUACAUUUUCGUUUUUGAAUGUUUAAAUUUAAUGCAGUUAUUUAAGUAACUAUAGAAGAACCGGUGGUCUUCUUAAAUGCUCACCUGAUCAUUUAAAUAAAGUUAAUUGUUACCAUAGA
Messenger RNA from Cololabis saira (Pacific saury), 1996 nucleotides. It is a transcript of the gene dnajb14, whose product is annotated as DnaJ heat shock protein family (Hsp40) member B14. Gene Ontology annotation, molecular function: Hsp70 protein binding. Lineage: Eukaryota; Metazoa; Chordata; Actinopteri; Beloniformes; Belonidae. The transcript has 8 exons. Gene Ontology annotation, cellular component: endoplasmic reticulum membrane. The record is from RefSeq and is a predicted model, not a curated record. Bases 37 to 1173 code for a protein of 378 amino acids. Gene Ontology annotation, biological process: cellular response to misfolded protein.